This is a messenger RNA of Aspergillus ibericus CBS 121593, 2546 nucleotides long. RefSeq names its product putative mRNA capping nucleoside-triphosphatase (gene triA). Bases 228 to 2429 code for a protein of 733 amino acids. Gene Ontology annotation, molecular function: polynucleotide 5'-phosphatase activity. NCBI's taxonomy places the organism in Eukaryota, Fungi, Ascomycota, Eurotiomycetes, Eurotiales, Aspergillaceae. Gene Ontology annotation, biological process: polynucleotide 5' dephosphorylation; 7-methylguanosine mRNA capping. The record is from RefSeq and is a predicted model, not a curated record. Gene Ontology annotation, cellular component: mRNA capping enzyme complex. The transcript has 4 exons.
CUCUUCUGCGACUGUUUCGGCCUUCAUCUCGACUCGUCCGUUCUUUCGCCCUCCCCUUCCGCCGUCGCCCAGCUCAUCGGCCACCUGUCCUCCAUUCUUGCUUGAUUUCCUGACCUUGUUCCCCUCCGGCCCCCCCAGCUGCGGGUUUGUGAAGGGAGUUGCCAGCUCCUCCCCUCUUUUGUUCUACUCAACAGCUUAGAUCUGGUCACUCACGACCGACCGUGGCCAUGGAUUUGCGCACGAUCAUGAACAGCGAUGUCGCUGGCAACUCCAGCGCCCCGUCCCACCCACAGCAACAAACGCCUCGCAAAUCCUCCGACCCCAUCUAUCCUCCGCGCGACCAGCUGCCAUCGUCUUCGUCCUCCUAUCCUUCGGCCUUUCCCGGGCCUCCGCCGCCACAACGAAUACAUGCAUCUCCCGAGCGCUCUUCCUCCUACGGCUCUCUCCAAUCGCCCUACCAAUACCACCCAUCGCCAGUUAUAAAGUCGGGCGCGCAGCCCCAACGCGCGCCGAGCCCUCCUCCCUACGGCUCCGCCUCGCGUGACACCUUCGCCGCGUCCGUCGCCUACAAUCAACACCACCUCCAGCAACAUCAGUCCCCCAUCGCCCACCAACGGUCGCAAUCCAUCCAGGAAAGUCCCCCCGCAGGUGCUUCACAACCUUAUCCGUCGCAACAUUUCCCCCCUCCGCCACAAGCAUCGCUGCCCGCUACGCCGCGAGGCUCUGCUUCUGCCAUCUACUCCCACCAGUCGCCGCCAUCUGCCACUCGUCCACAAUCCUCAAGCCGUGAGUCCCUAUCGAAUCGAGCCUCUAGCCCGUGGGUUGGCCCGGACGCUGCAGUGCACAUAUCGCCUACCGCCGCUCCUCGUCCGUCGCGAGCUGAUUCAAGAGCUCUAGACAAGACACCACGCAAGUACAGCUCUACAUCGGAGAGAAGGGAGUCUGAUGCGAGUGUGAGCCCCAAAACGACUUUUCUCCCGGGGUCUCGGCCCGAACCAGCCGUGGGGCGCCCCGACCAGUCUCUGUCACACCCCAGUCACCUUGAAAACGGGAUCGCAAUCAAGGAGGGUCAACCGACGAACACGCAUGCGCCAGCACCCCAGCCAAACAUGAAUAGCUCCCCGUCGUCACGCAUGUCGAUCAUGCAGGAAACGUCUGUUGACGAGCCGGCGCACUCAUGGCCACAAAAACCCAGGGUGGCUUCAGACCCGAUGGCCACCUCAAGUCCGCAACCCCCGAAGCGAAAGAGAAGAAGGUGCAACGAGCCUCCUAUCUACGCCCAGAGGUGCGCUCGCACAAAAGGGAGAUGUCCGCCCAUUCCAAAUCCUUUCCCGCCUAUCCCGAAACACGCGAGGAACUCAACGUCGGCAAACCCCUGGCUGUUGCGCCAACGAGCAGUAUCCUCCGCACAAGGGCCCGCACAUGCCGCCGUCCCACCAGUCAAAGCCAAGGGAGAAGGUACGCCGGUUAAUGCACCCUCGACACCGCAGCGACCAUCGGAGCCUCCCCAGACCGGCAGCCUGGGUCCGUGGGAGCCGUCCAUUACCGGAUUCAUCCCGUACGAGGAGGUCACCAAACUCGUUGCUGAUUUCCUCUUCAAGCACGUUGUGCUCCGGAAUGACGCAAUUGCUGCCCCCGCCGGCGCAGCCGCAGCAGGUCAAAUGCCCAUCAUCGAAGUGGAAGCCAAGCUGGGUCAACUCAUUGACAUGGACCGCGGGGAGCGGAUGGUCCUGCCAAUCAUGACUGAGACUGUGGUGAACAAGGACAACCCGCGUUUCCGGACCGCUUUCGAGAGCACCAUGACUGUAGCACAACAUCGGGCGAUGAACAAUUUCUUGAACGAGGCUGUCAAAAUGUCUAUGCCCCAAUCAAACCAAGGCCGGAUUCCUCUCUCCUACGCCCAUAAGAAGGAGAGGGAUACCUUUUACGAAGUGUCUCCCAAUGAGCUUCCGCCUGUUAUCAGGCAAAAUCUCAAUCCGCGUCACAAACCCAAGGUGCGAGUAACGGUCGAUCAGCGGACGGGCGAAGUUCUCGCGAAAAUCAUCAAAUGCCGCAUUGCCGACCUGGAUGUGCAUAGCCCCCGCACCUGUGUCGAUUGGCGAGUGAGUGUGAACCUGGAAAUGAGCUACGAUGGGGAUAUUAGCAACCUGCCCGUAGCUGAUGGAAGGGGCGGUCGUGGCGGAGACCGCAACAAGGACCGGAUGAGUUAUCGACAUCUCGCAUACCAGAUCGAUCUGACCCAGGUCGCCAAGUCAGAUCCCCCAACCAAGGGUGAAUUCGAGCAUGAGCUCGAGGUAGAAAUCUCCUCUGCUGAGAUCCGCCGCCAAGGCCAGAUGGCUAUGACCGGCGAUCCUAAAAAUCAGUACGAAGAAUUAAUCAAGGGCUUCGUGGACAAUGUCCGCGUCCUGGCACGAGCCGUGCCGCAAUAGUUUGUUUAUAUGACCUUUUGUUUGACGUUCCGGCGAUACAAUUGUUUUCUUACUUCUCUUCUUUCUUCUCUUCUCCCGCACAUAACACGGAUACACAAAAAGGAUGGCUCGCCUUGC